GAUGAAAAGGAAGAGAAAUCACAGCAACAACAACAAUGAUCAGGAAGAUGUAGCAAAGAAGGCAUCAGAUUUGAAAAAGGCAUAUGAAGAAAAAGAUUAUAAAAAGUUAAAAGUAGCUAUAGACAAAGCUUCUGUUAAACCAAUAAAUCCUUUAUUAAUUAAAGAUUUAUCAAAAGCUAAUGAAUUAAAAGCAAAUUUAGAAAAAAUUUGUGGACAAACUGAUGAAUGGAAAGAAUGUCAAGUUUUUAUUAAAUAUGCAUGCUCUUAUUCUAUUUUAAAGAAAAUUAAAGCUCUUAAAAUCUUAACUGUAGAUCCAGCAAUCAUUCUCAGAGCUGAACAAAUAAUUUGUGAAUUAAAUCUGCAAGAAGUCAAGGAGGCAAGUGCAGGUGCAGCAGCAUUCUAUUUAUGGUGUAAAGGUAACAUUGACAUCUAUAAAAAGAUUAACAAAGAAGAAAUAGGAAAAUCACAGCCAGCAACCAGAAAAAUACAAAAAAAUACUUUCUAUCAUCUUUUCAUCAUUAAGCUGUUAAGAAGACACUGA
Messenger RNA from Dimorphilus gyrociliatus, 541 nucleotides. The record is from the annotation of a GenBank genome assembly. Lineage: Eukaryota; Metazoa; Annelida; Polychaeta; Dinophilidae.